Lichtheimia ornata is the source of this 1497-nucleotide messenger RNA. RefSeq lists its product as uncharacterized. The coding region runs from base 1 to 1497 and encodes 498 amino acids. NCBI's taxonomy places the organism in Eukaryota, Fungi, Mucoromycota, Mucoromycetes, Mucorales, Lichtheimiaceae. The transcript has a single exon. Gene Ontology annotation, molecular function: nucleic acid binding. Gene Ontology annotation, biological process: DNA integration. The record is from RefSeq and is a predicted model, not a curated record.
AUGUCAUGGCCUCGUCCAAAAACAGGGAAAGAUAUCAUGCGCUUCCUUGGCAUUAUUACCUACUUUCGUGAUUGGAUACCCAAUGUGUCCCAGCUGACUGCUCCUUUGGAUAAUCUUCGGUACGCCGACUCCUUAGACGGUCUCUGGCAGGAUACCCAGGAAACUUUCUUUCAAACCUUGAAGAAUGUAUUAUUAAAAGCACCAAUCUUGAGAUACCCUAACCUUAAUUACCCAUUCUAUGUGGCCACUGACACCUCCAACGUUGGCAUAGGAGCCGUUCUAUACCAAGUGAUCAAUGGUGAGACUCGCCACAUAUCGUUUGUUGCUCGCUCCUUGAAUGCUGCCCAGCGUAAAUAUACCACCACGCGCAAAGAACUACUUGCCGUUGUCUAUGCCCUUCAGCAGUUCCAUCAGUAUUUAUGGGGUCGUCAUUUCACUCUUCUCACCGACCACCAUGCCUUAAAUUACUUCCAUACUCAACGCGUAGCGAACUCCAUGAUGCUCAACUGGCUUGACAUUCUCCUUUCAUAUGACUUCGAAGUGGUACGCCUCCCUGGUUUGGAUAACACCCUUCCUGAUGGAUUGUCUCGACUUUUUCCGGCUAAUUCAACGCUGGCAGGGGAUGAGGAUAACGAUGUCGCUGACAAUGUGCUGAACAAUAAUAAGCGUAGAAUAAAUAGACGAAAGGAAAGCAAUAAAAGGAGACGCGUUGAAUCACGCCAAAUUAACUACAUACGAGCAAAAGCCACACAUUUGACUGAAACACCGCCUUAUGCGGACAUGCUCACACCACCACCCGAAGAACGCCAUGAAUUGCUAGAGCAAGCACAUGCAUUCGGGUACUUCGGCGCUGAGGCAAUAACCAAAUACCUACAUAGUGAUGGCAUACACUGGAACUCGAUGCAGAAAGAAGCUGUCGAUCUUGUACGUAAAUGUAAUGAGUGUCAAAUGCACAACAUUGUCAAACAUGGAUACCAUCCAUUAAGACCGAUUCAUGCAUAUAUACCCGGUGAUCAAUGGGCAAUAGAUCUUGCAGGCCCAUUUCACACAUCAUACCUUGGUAACAGCUAUAUCCUUGUAAUGGUCGACGUAUAUACCCGCUUUUGCAUUAUACGACCUAUACCUAAUAAGCAAUCUGAUACCAUAGUGAGAGAACGUAUUACCAAAUUUGCUACAUUUGGUUUCCCACAAUACCUACAAAGCGACAAUGGAACCGAAUUUGUGAAUAGCUUGCUUGAGAAACUUUCGGAGGCUGCUGGAUUUGAUCAUCGUUUGACAACUCCCUAUCAUCCACGCGCAAAUGGCGUUGCUGAACGCUAUGUGCGAACCCCUGUACGCACUUUAACGAAAUCUAUUCAAGGUGCUACCAAAGAUCGGGAUAUCUUUAUACCCGCUGUACAGUUAGCUAUAAAUGCAAAGAUUACCAAACGACAUGAUACCGCCCCUUUUAACCUAAUGUUCGCACGCAAAAUAAAUGCAUUCCGUGAUUCGAGAUGA